This is a messenger RNA of Lingula anatina, 1361 nucleotides long. RefSeq names its product thiosulfate:glutathione sulfurtransferase-like. The record is from RefSeq and is a predicted model, not a curated record. NCBI's taxonomy places the organism in Eukaryota, Metazoa, Brachiopoda, Lingulata, Lingulida, Lingulidae.
CGUGAUCCAGUCAGUGCGUGACUGUCCUGACCAUGACCCAGGUGUUCACGUUAUGUUUGUUUGGAAGUCAAUUAUUGCCACUGCUGAUAAUAUUUAGCUUGUAGUUUUCUUUAAGGUUGUCACACCAAGACGCAGCGACUGCAAGUGACAGUAACGAUGUCUACAUUAAGGCGUUUCAUUAUUCCUAAAAACAUCCAAGCUUGUAGAUCACUUUUUGGAAGAGCAAUAUCUCGAAAUUUGGGCUCAGUUUCUUACUUGUCUGGGUUUAUAAACAAAAGCGCACCGUCCAAUACUCCUUGCGUCUCCACGGAGUUUUCGUCAUUUAAAAGAGGUUUUUGUACAGAUAAUAAAGAGCUCCCAUGGACAGACCUGGACUAUGAGGCCCUGUGUGUGUUACUAGAGAGUGGUAAUAUACAGCUGUUUGAUGUCCGGAAUCCUUGGGAGGUGGAAGCCACUGGAAUGAUUCCCCAGGCCAUAAACUUGCCCUUGGGAGAAAUUAAGGCUGCUUUUGAGAUGCCUCCCCAUAAAUUUGAAGCUUUAUACAAGGCUGAGCAACCAGAGCCAGAAGAUGAUAACAUUGUAUUUUAUUGCCGCUCAGGAGUGCGCAGUCGUAAUGCAAUGAACACUGUGCAUGAACUUGGUUUUGGGAAAGCUCGUCACUAUAUUGGUGGCUGGAACGGCUGGGCAGAGAGAAAGGGGCUCCCUCUUCAGGAAAAUCCAGAUAAGCCGGCGACAGGUGCCUAGAGACAAGUGCAAUAUAACUAGAAAACCAUGCAACAAAUUUAUUUUCAAUAGUAGCAUAUAUUCUGUUUUGUGAGCAAUCCACAACAUGCAAACUUUUUUUAUGAAAAGAGGAGCAGUCAGCUAAUAAUGGAAAAAUUCCACAUGCAGUGAGUCUACUUAGGUGUAUUCAAAUGAUUGAAGAUUAUAAUAAUUAUAAUUAUAUGAACAAGUGAAUUUUUGAAAUUUUUCCAUGUAAGAAGGAAAAUAUGACUGGUUUAAUUCAAAACUCCGACAAUAACUGGGCUAUUCCACAAUCCACGUUUUGGUGUUUCUUGACUCAUGUAUAAUCAGGGUUAAGGAGUUAUUUUUGUAAAAAAAGAGGAUUGCAUAUAUUUUAUUUUGAACAAUGAAUUUGACUGCAAAAAAAAAAAAAAGGUUAUAAUGUACUUUUGAAUUAUGAGGGAAAGGGGAAGUUAAUUUGCCCUGUUGUUUACAUUUGCAUCAGAUCAUUUCUGUAACUUUGAUUAAAGGGAAUGAUAUCCGUAACUGUAGAAUUUGCCUAAAAAUAGUAACUAUGAUCUGAAAUGUUAUGUUCAUUAUACUUGUGUAUCAAAUUGGAAAUAUAAAUCGUACGUAAA